UUACUCUCAAAAACCCAAAAUUUUAACCCUUUUUUCUCUUUAUUAGCGACACAUUAUCUUUUGCCUCGAACGCCUAAAAGUCUAAAUUACCAUAUUCCCAGUUAUCCCUUACUAACGUAUACUUUGUGUCUCAAAGGGAAAUAGAGGACAGCACAAUAUUCCAUUUCAGCAGAGCAUGAUGAGAUCUAUCUCCACCUCUAAGGCUAAGGACUGUUCACUCUUAGGGCGGAGAGCCGUACUCUUUGGGUGGUAGGAGGUGAAGAAGAAAGAGGAGCUUAAGGAAGAAAACGGUAGUGAGAGGUAUCUAUAUGAGGUUGACCUCUUUUGCCACAUGUAGUCGCUUGAUAGGUUCGUUGGCCGCUUCUAUGAUCUCUGGUUAGGUGAAUAACUUGAGAUCGCCUAAAUUUUCAAGUACGUGGUGAUAAUUGAUGGUUGUCUUAUCGAAGUGACCUUGUUGUCAGGGGUGGUUGGCUUGCACUUCCUUUGAUCCUGACAAACAAUACUUAUGGUGGAAGAGAUAAGAUUGACGAAACCUGAUGGGCGGAGUUAGGUGGUGAAGUGAUCAUGGUACUUUGGCGCAGAUUGCCAAGUAGCGUAUGUAUUUGGAACAGUCCUUAUGGUGGAAGAGAUAAGACGGACGAAACCAGAUCGGCGGAGUUAGAUGAUGGUUGUCUUUGAUAGGCUUGUUGCUCCUUCUCAUGAUCUCUUGUUAGAUGAGUAAUGUGACAUCACCAAGAUUUCAAAAUACGAUAAGUGAUAGUUGUCUUACUGGAGUGACCUUAUUAUUAGGGGUGGUUAGCUUGCACAUUCCCUUGAUCCUGGCAGAACAAUCCUUAUGGUGGAAGAGAUAAGACUGACGAAACCAGAUGGGUGAAGUUAGGUGAUCACGGUACUUUGGCGCAGAUUGCCAAGUGGAGUACAUAUAUGGAACAGUCCUUAUGGUGGAAGAGAUAAGACUGACAAAACGAGAUGGGCGGAGUUUGGGGAUGAUUGUCUUGAUAGCCUCGCUGGUCCUUCCCAUCAUCCCUUGUUAGGUGAGUAUUGUUAGGACAUGGUUUUGAAGGUUUCAUGAGCUCUGCAACCUUCUUAGGCUGGAGAACGAUCGCGUUCAUUCACAAUUGCAUACAUUUAUAGCUGAAAAUGGCUGAUGGAAUAUCAAGCUUUUGGGGUCCAGUCACAUCUACAAGCGAGUGUUGUGAGAAGAAUUAUGCCUACUCUUCUUAUGUUGCAGAGUUCUACAAUACUAUAUCGAAUAUCCUCGCCAUUCUUUUAGCCUUCAUCGGUCUCGUAAAUGCCAUACGACAGAGGUUCGAGAAAAGAUUCACUGUUCUUCAUGUAUCUAAUAUGAUACUUGCCAUUGGAAGCAUGUUAUACCAUGCCACCUUGCAACGCUUGCAACAACAAGGUGAUGAAACUCCUAUGGUAUGGGAGAUGCUUCUUUAUAUGUACAUCUUGUACUCACCGGAUUGGCAUUACCGAAGCACGAUGCCCACUUUCCUUUUCCUUUACGGUGCCAUUUUUGCCGUCGUUCAUUCUGUCAUUCGUUUUGGCAUCGGCUUUAAAGUGCAUUACGUGAUUCUCUGCCUUCUUUGUAUCCCACGGAUGUAUAAGUACUACAUUCACACCAAUGAUGCCUCUGCUAAGAAGCUCGCGAAGUUGUAUGUGGCUACGCUUUCCCUAGGUAGUUUAUGCUGGUUCUCCGAUCGUGUUUUCUGCAAACAGAUAUCGAGUUGGCCAAUCAACCCCCAAGGUCAUGCUUUAUGGCAUCUCUUGAUGGGUUUCAAUUCAUAUUUUGCAAACACAUUUUUAAUGUUCUGUCGUGCUCAGCAACGGGGAUGGGCGCCGAAAGUCGUUUAUCUUAUGGGCAUUCUCCCGUAUGUGAAGAUUGAGAAACCGAAAACACAAUGACGAUCGAGGAGGGAACUCUGAAAUAUAGUUUUCCUUCCCCCGUUAUGGGAGGUAAUCAAGAAAAGCAAUGAAAAAAGUCUCAAGGAUGAUUUAUUCAUUGAAGUUGUUUGUCAGGAUCUCAUUGAAGUUUUAAUUUGUAAAAAAGUAGAAACAUGUACCAUAUUUAAAAUGCUUUUUGUUUGAAUUAUGCUAGUAGUUAGGGUUUUGAGAUAGAUCAUGAAUUUUUGUUCUUAUAGUUUUUUUCCUUACUAUGGAGAUUUUGGAUUUUGGAUUA
Gossypium raimondii (Peruvian cotton) is the source of this 2182-nucleotide messenger RNA. RefSeq names its product alkaline ceramidase. The record is from RefSeq and is a predicted model, not a curated record. The transcript is spliced from 4 exons. Lineage: Eukaryota; Viridiplantae; Streptophyta; Magnoliopsida; Malvales; Malvaceae. Gene Ontology annotation, biological process: defense response to other organism; response to salt stress; ceramide metabolic process. Gene Ontology annotation, molecular function: hydrolase activity, acting on carbon-nitrogen (but not peptide) bonds, in linear amides. The coding region runs from base 1141 to 1908 and encodes 255 amino acids. Gene Ontology annotation, cellular component: membrane.